AUGGGUAACCCUUGGACGGUUCGACAGAUGAGACGACUUUAUGAGUCGUAUACCCCCGACAUAUUUUUUGUGUCGGAAACAAAGGUUACAAAAAAUAUUGUGGAGCAAAAAAAGGAGAUUUUGGGGUUUUCUAGUGCGUAUGGUGUAUCGAGUGUGGGUAGAGCAGGAGGUCUUUGCAUUUUUUGGAAAGACGAGACUAUUUCUUUCUCUUUGGUCUCGUUUUCUCAUAAUCAUAUUUGUGGUGAUGUGGUUAGUAGGGGUGAUAAAACUUGGAGAUUUGUGGGGAUCUAUGGAUGGCCGGAGGAGGAAAAUAAACAAAAAACAUGGACGUUGAUUAAAAAUCUAUGUGAGGAGUAUCAGGGGUCGAUUGUUUUUGGUGGUGAUUUUAAUGAAAUCUUGAGUUAUGAUGAGAAAGAGGGGGGCUCGAACAGAAAUAGGAGGGCUAUGGAGGGAUUUCGUGAUGUGAUGGCGAAUUGUGGGUUGGGUGAACUACGAUAUGUGGGGCAGUGGUACACUUGGGAGAGGGGUCGAAGUCCGGAGACGAGAAUUAGAGAGAGACUUGAUCGAUUUAUCAUAUCCCGUGGUUGGUUGGAUUUAUUCCCAGAGGCUUUCAUCGAGCAUUCGGUCAGAUACAGCUCGGACCAUGCAGCGGUGGUAUUAAAAGAGAGUGCUGGUGGUGGGGAACGAGUAAGGGGCAGUCGUGGAUUCAGAUUUGAGACUGGGUGGCUGUUAGAUGAGUCUUGUGAGGAGGUAGUGAAGAAUGCUUGGGGCGCAGCGGCGGGUGAGCACAUUACUGAGAGAUUGGGGGCGGUGGCGAGAGACUUACAAGGGUGGAGUAAGAAGAGUUUCGGGAAUUUAAAAAAGCAAAUUGUUCGAGUUGAGAAAAAGCUUCAUGAGGCGCAGAGGGGCUCGACUUCGAGGGAGAAUUGUGAUCUUUGUGUGGCUUUGGAGAGUGAGCUUGAUGAAGUAAAGGAUGGGGAUAGGAACACUGCCUAUUUCCAUCAUAAGGCGUCUCAGCGGAAAAAGAGGAACUAUAUUCAUGGGUUAAAGGAUAGAGAUGGUGUGUGGCAAACGGAGGAAGAGAAUAUUGAGAGGGAGGUGGUUCGAUACUUUGACACGAUUUUUACCUCGUCUGAACCAUCUAGAGAUAAUCUGCAAGAAGUUUUAAAGCAUGUGAGGUCGUCUGUAACCCAGGAAUACAAUGACAUUUUGCUUCGCCCAUACACAAAAGAGGAGAUUUAUGCUGCAUUGAGUGAUAUGCACCCUUGUAAGGCUCCUGGGCCUGAUGGGAUGCAUGCUAUUUUUUAUCAGAGGUUCUGGCAUAUCAUUGGCGAUGAGGUAUUUACCUAUAUUAGCAAUAUUUUACAUAACUUUUCUUGCCCAGGAGAUGUUAACUGUACCAAUGUUGCUCUUAUCCCUAAAGUUAACUCUCCAACUGUUGUUUCUGAAUUUCGGCCUAUCAGUUUAUGUAAUGUAUUGUACAAAAUAGCGUCUAAAGCUCUUGUUCUGAGGCUCAAACAAUUUCUCCCUACAAUCGUAUCUGAGAAUCAAAGUGCUUUUGUUCCUGGACGAAUGAUUUCGGAUAACUCCCUCAUUGCUUUGGAGAUUUUUCAUACUAUGAAGAGGCGGAAUAACAGCAGGAAAGGCUUGAUUGCGAUGAAACUUGACAUGAGUAAAGCCUACGACAGAGUGGAGUGGGGCUUCCUCAGGAAGCUUCUGCUGACAAUGGGGUUUGAUGGAAGAUGGGUUAAUCUGGUGAUGAGUUGUGUCUCAAGUGUAUCGUACUCCUUCGUUAUUAAUGGACGAGUAUGUGGUUCGGUGACUCCCUCUAGAGGAUUGCGUCAGGGUGAUCCUCUAUCUCCAUUCCUAUUUAUCUUGGUUGCUGAUGCUUUUUCUCAGAUGAUCCAACAAAAGAAAAUUAAUUAUGAAAAGUCGGAAGUUUCCUUUAGUAAAGGCGUAAGCUGUGGGAAAAAAGAAGAAUUGAUUAAUCUUCUCCAUAUGAGGCAUGUUGACAGACACCAGAAGUAUCUUGGUAUCCCGUCUCUUGGUGGGAGAUCAAAGAAAGUGCUUUUUCGGGAACUUUUAGAUAGAAUGUGGAAGAAAUUGAGGGGUUGGAAAGAAAAAUUGUUGUCCCGAGCUGGGAAAGAAGUCCUUAUCAAGGCUGUUAUCCAAGCUUUGCCUACUUAUCUGAUGGGAGUCUACAAGCUCCCUGGUGCUGUUAUACACGAAAUCCACUCUGCUAUGGCUCGAUUCUGGUGGGGAGGGCGAGGGGACGAACGGAAAAUGCACUGGUUAAGUUGGGAAAAAAUGUGCAAACCCAAAUGUAUGGGGGGUUUGGGUUUCAAGGACCUUACAGUUUUCAAUGAUGCUUUGUUGGGAAAACAAGUUUGGCGUUUAUUACAUCACAAGGAGUCACUUUUGAGUCGGGUAAUGAGUGCCAAGUAUUACCCCCAUGGUGAUGUUUGUCAAGCAAGGUUAGGAUACUCUUCUAGCUAUUCGUGGCGGAGUAUUUGGGGUGCGAAGAGCUUGGUAAUGGAGGGUCUGAUUUGGAGAGUUGGAGAUGGCACGAAAAUUGACAUAUGGAGUGCACCAUGGGUGGGGGACGAAGAAGGUAGAUUCAUCAAGAGUGCUCGAGUGGAGGGACUAGAAGUGGUGGGAGAUUUAAUGGAUGUUGAAAGGAAGGAGUGGAAUGUGGAACUUAUUGAGAGCCAUUUCAAUGAACGUGACCAACAAUGUAUACUGGCCAUUCCUUUAAGCACUAGAUGUUUACAGGACGACUUAACUUGGGCAUACUCUAAGGACGGCAUUUAUUCGGUGAAAACUGCUUAUAUGUUGGGAAAAGGGGGGAACCUGGAUGAUUUUCAUAGGGUGUGGAAUAUUUUAUGGAGUUUAAAUGUGUCGCCUAAGGUACGCCAUUUCCUGUGGCGUGCCUGCACAAGUUCGCUCCCAGUGAGGAAAGUACUUCAGAGACGCCACCUCAUCGACGAAGCAGGGUGCCCCUGUUGUGAUAGAGAGGAUGAGACGCAAUUACAUUUAUUCUAUCGUUGCCCGAUGUCGCUGAAGUUGUGGGAAGAGCUGGGUUGUCAUAUAUUAUUGCCAGGGGUGGAAGAUGAAGCCAUGUGUGAUACCCUCGUCAGAUGGAGUGAGAUGGAUGCAACUGUGGUUCAAAAGGGAUGUUAUCUCCUAUGGAAUGUUUGGGUUGAAAGAAACAGGAAAGUCUUUGAGUAUACAAGUCACCCUGCCACUAUUGUGGGCCAGAGAAUUAUGAGACAAGUUGUUGAUUUUAAUAACUAUGCUGUAAGGAUUUAUGGAGGAGUGCGUUCCCCCGCGGCUACGAGCUCAAGCCGAUGGUCUGCCCCCCCGGUUGGCGCUAUUAAAUUGAACACAGAUGCAAGUUUGGCUGAGGAAGGCUGGGUGGGACUUGGAGUGAUAGCCCGCGACUCGGAAGGUAAGGUGUGCUUUGCUGCAACUAGACGUGUGCGUGCCUACUGGCCCCCCGAGGUAGCUGAAUGCAAGGCCAUUUAUAUGGCAUCCCGCUUGGCCAAAGCUCGUGGAUAUGGUGAUGUGAUUUUUGAAUCCGACUCUCUGGUAGCAACGAAAAAGUUAUCGAAAGCAGCAAUUUUCUUCUCGGAUUUGGAUGCAAUACUUGGGGACAUUCUUUCUAUGUGUAAUGCCUUUUCAUCCGUUUCUUUUUCUCAUGUUAAAAGGGAUGGGAAUACUGUUGCCCAUAACCUUGCUAGAGUUGUGCCUUUUGGUGUUGAGCAAUGUUGGGAACAUCACUGCCCUAGUAUUGUAACACCUUAUUUAGUAGAGUAA
This is a messenger RNA of Beta vulgaris subsp. vulgaris (sugar beet), 3816 nucleotides long. RefSeq lists its product as uncharacterized. Gene Ontology annotation, molecular function: RNA-DNA hybrid ribonuclease activity; nucleic acid binding. The record is from RefSeq and is a predicted model, not a curated record. The transcript is spliced from 4 exons. NCBI's taxonomy places the organism in Eukaryota, Viridiplantae, Streptophyta, Magnoliopsida, Caryophyllales, Amaranthaceae. The coding region runs from base 1 to 3816 and encodes 1271 amino acids.